AUGAGCAAUUGGGGUUGUUUGUACCUGAUCCUGCGGGCAAACUUUGACGGCAUGCCGUCUGAUACGGUUCCCAUUCCACCGGGACCAAAGACAGAAGAUGGGAUAGCUGAUUAUCGGUCCGGCAAGCGAGUCACAGGGUUGAAGUACGAUAAGGGAAUGGGGGUGGUUCAUGUGCACUUUGUAGACGUGGCGUCAGGACACGAAGGCAUCAUCACGACCGACUUCAUUAUCGGAGCGGACGGCGUGCACUCGACCAUAAGAAGCCUUCUGCAGGCUCCCACCCGAAAAGAAUAUGCCGGGUACAUUGCAUGGCGUGGCACUGUGCCCGAGCGACUGGUAUCCAAGAAGGCUGUGGAGUACUUUUCCAAUCGACUGAACUUCAGUCUUAUGAAGGGCACAUACUUCAUCAGCUACAUUAUCCCGACCGAGGGUGGCCAUGUCAACCCUGGCGAGCGUCUAAUCAACUGGGUCUGGUACUAUGUCGUCCCAGAAGGCUCGCCCGAGAUGAAGGCUGUUUUCACCGAUAUACAUGGCAAACUGCAUGGUAACACUGUUCCGCAAGGACUAGUCAAUCCCUCGGUCUGGGACCGCCAAGUCGCGCGGUACAUUUCGCAGAUGAUCCCGCCGCUGGCCGAAAUCGUGGCCAAGACGCCGAAGGUAUUCGUGACAAAGGUGCGCGAGGCACAAUGCACUGUCGACGCCAGCUUCUUCGAUGGCCGCAUAGUACUAGUUGGCGAUGCGUUCACAGCAUUCAGGUCGCACAUGGGCAUGGCAUCGGAGCAGGCCGCCAGGCACUGCUGGCAGAUGGACAGGGUCUGGCGGGGUGAGAUAACGCAGAAGCAACGAGACCAAGAAGCCACUUUCUACGCCAGCAAGUUCAUCCUUCUAAACAGAAUGAUUGGGCUGGGUGGCCUGGAAUUGGUGCUUCAAGUCUGCAAGAAUGUUAUAUCGUACGCAUGGCUUACGAUCAAGCGCAAAUUAGGCUUCAUCUGA
Purpureocillium takamizusanense is the source of this 993-nucleotide messenger RNA. RefSeq lists its product as uncharacterized. The transcript is spliced from 2 exons. Gene Ontology annotation, molecular function: FAD binding. The coding region runs from base 1 to 993 and encodes 330 amino acids. NCBI's taxonomy places the organism in Eukaryota, Fungi, Ascomycota, Sordariomycetes, Hypocreales, Ophiocordycipitaceae. The record is from RefSeq and is a predicted model, not a curated record.